UACUGGAACUAAGUUAUUUGAGAGAUAUUGGUGGAUGACCAAGAUGCAUGAUUCCGAAGGAAAGGCUGCCGGUGAAACUGCCCUUGAAGUAGCCAGAAAAAAACACCAACAGUGGCUUAUAAGUUUGAUACAGAAUUAUCGACAAUAAAAAAAUUUAGAACCUUUCGAUUGGUUAAAAGCGUGUGAGAAUGAGGAGACGUCAUGGGCUGUACUAGCCUUCAUUGAUAGUUGUCCAAAUCUUCGAAAAAAUUGCCUUGAAGAAAAUGACACUCCUCUACACCACAUUAAAUUGCAAAAUUACCAAGAUUGUGUGGACUUGUUGAACUUACCAUUUGUUGCGGAACUUAAAAAUACACGAGAUUCCAAUGGCGCAACGCCUUUGCAUCGAGCAUUAGAGAGGAAUGAUAUUUAUCUAGCUACAGCACUACUCCGUGACGAGGGGGUAGAGAGAAACAUUAAGGAUCCUGAAGGCAAUACUGCCAUGUCUUUGCUUGCCGAACUAUGCCAAGAUCGCGAUUGGGAAUAUAUGUGCUAUGAUUUAAAUAUAAAUCCGCACUUGAGAUUAUUAUUUAUUCAUUACGACAUGAAGUUGGAUCCAAUAAGAAGUGCACUAUUUAUUGUAGCAGCACUCUUGGCAACAAUUACAUUUGCUGCUGGAUUUACACUCCCUGGUGGUGUGGAUGAAGAAGAUAACAUGGCGAAUAAGGCAACCAAGGCAUCAUUUAUUGUGUUUUUACUAGCAGACGCAUAUGCUCUGUGCUCAUCGAUGUUGGUCUUGUUUGGUUUGAUAUGGUCUAUGGCUUCGAACCGUGCUAUGGAAUAUUUGUUGGUUGAUCGCAGUAUUUUUAUACUGAUAACUUCCCUGUAUGGUACGACGCUGGCCUUUAUGACCGGUAUCUACACUGUAUUACCGAAUAAGUCCUUGUGGGUAGCCAUAAUUGUCUUCAUCAUCUGCUCUCUCCCUGUUAUUUUUGUGAUAAGGACCUUACUCGAUUACGUACUUUCCAAGCUUGUCCCUGCCGCUGCAAAUCAUUUCCAAGCUAAUCGAAUCAGAUAUCUUGAUUCCCAAGCUGAUCAAGUCAGAACACUUGAAGAGGGAAAAACUUCUCUGUCAAGAAUGUAUAGUACCAUCCCUCCUCAAUAUACAACUUCACUAGCUCAACGUAAAGGAUGCAAUUCCUGUAAGAAAGGAUAGUCAAGCACUCAAGCCGUUUUAUUAAAAUGCAAUACUUUCACCGAAACUUUUUACAUUUGAGUGGAAUUAAGUGUGUUAAUUUGGUAAUUUAAAUACUUCCUCCGUGAAGGGUUAUUUGUAAAUUUUGGGUAUUAUUUGCAAAUUUUAUGUAUUAUAUGUCCCAUAUAAAAAAUUCCAAAGUUGCAAAUAACCAUUAAUAGAGAUAGUAUAAUAGUAAAAGGAAAAAAAAAAAAAAGUACGUAAAUAUGAAUGGGAACAAUGGGAGAAGAGAUACACUUUUCAUGAACUUUUGUCUAAUUAUAACGUCAUGUUUCAGUCUAAAUGUAAUUAUGUCAUUUUGAUUGAUCUCAUUUUUGUGACAUAUAAUCACAUCAUUAU
Molecule: messenger RNA, 1573 nt
Organism: Chenopodium quinoa (quinoa)
Lineage: Eukaryota; Viridiplantae; Streptophyta; Magnoliopsida; Caryophyllales; Amaranthaceae
Product: protein ACCELERATED CELL DEATH 6-like
Exons: 3
Coding region: 482-1195 (237 amino acids)
Cellular component (GO): plasma membrane
Molecular function (GO): protein phosphatase regulator activity; protein phosphatase 1 binding
Source: RefSeq, a predicted model, not a curated record